Thunnus maccoyii (southern bluefin tuna) is the source of this 4176-nucleotide messenger RNA. RefSeq names its product doublecortin-like kinase 2a (gene dclk2a). The record is from RefSeq and is a predicted model, not a curated record. Gene Ontology annotation, molecular function: protein kinase activity; ATP binding. Gene Ontology annotation, biological process: intracellular signal transduction; protein phosphorylation. The transcript has 17 exons. Bases 877 to 3894 code for a protein of 1005 amino acids. NCBI's taxonomy places the organism in Eukaryota, Metazoa, Chordata, Actinopteri, Scombriformes, Scombridae. Gene Ontology annotation, cellular component: microtubule cytoskeleton.
CAAUUGCAUGUGCUUUGCUAUGGUAAGCAUGAAAAGAACACAGAACAGAACCCAACGAAUACCAGCAUAUUAGAAAAAAAAUAAGAAGAAAGAUUACAUUUAAAUGUAUCGUCCUAUAGUCUUGACCUGAUGGACUGUUCCUAAAGUCUGUUUUGUUCAUCCAGACUUAACAGACUGAAAGAGUGUGCAUCCAUACAAAACCUCCUCAACACUGCCAAGCAUAUUUACAAUUUGAACACAUGUGAGGUCAUCGAGGAGGAGUGUAAAACUUCAUUGUUCAGGACCUGAAUAGAUUAGCAGAACAAUAGGGAGCAUUAGGACCCUGAGGCGGGGAAGGCUUGCUGCUCUCUCAUUAUCCAUUGAUUUGACAGCUUGAGCGGACGACCAGUCAGAGAAAGGAUGUGAAGGGGAGAAGGAGGCGGCUUGCGGUUUCGUGCGGCACCGCUGAACUUUUGUAAAAAAUUCCUUGGCUGUUUUAAAGGCUGUCGGCAAGUCAUCUGCGAUGCCUGUCAAACACAGCCGGUCUGUAUUCGACACAUUUUCAACCGGAUAAUCCCGAUUUGGCGUUUGGAUUAUCGCCGCUGCUGUGUUUUGUGAGUGGAGAAGAAAUCAAUCGGAUCUGUCAAGACGAGGUUUUCUGUGAAACUCUCGACUUGUUCCUCAUAUUAGGAGUCAACUAUAAGACUUAACAAGCAGCUGGUGCAGCUUCAACUAGUCACACAGUUUGUAGACUGGAAGUGGAGACUGGAGACGCACACGUGUAUCCAUCCAUCCGCUUCCUCCCGGCUGCCAACGCAUCGAUCCAACAACCCUGCCUGGAUAAAGUUGUUUUCUUGUUUGGGAUUUCGUCAAACACCUAAAGAUAUAGAGACAAACAUGUCGCUAAGCAGAAGUAUUGAGUUUGAACACUUUGAGGAGCGAGAGAAGCCGCACCGGACUCCAAGGACCAACUCGGUCUCCGGGUCUCAGUCUGGCUCCAGAGGCAACGGUCUGGUCCCCAGCCCUGCGCACAGUGCGCACUGUAGUUUCUACCGCACACGCACUCUCCAGUCGCUCACCUCCGAGAAAAAAGCCAGAAAAGUGCGGUUUUAUCGCAAUGGUGACAAGUAUUUCAAAGGUUUGGUGUAUGCCGUAUCUCACGACCGGUUCAGGUCCCUGGAUGCUCUGCUCAUGGAGCUCACACGGUCCCUGUCGGACAACGUCAACCUUCCUCAAGGAGUCCGGGUGUUGUACGCGCUGGAUGGAGGGAGGAAGAUCACAAGUCUGGAUGAGUUAGUAGAGGGUGAGAGUUAUGUGUGUGCUUCCAAUGAACCCUUCCGACGUGUGGACUACACCAAGAACGUCAACCCCAACUGGUCAGUGGGCAGCAAGACUGGCACAUCACGCUCGCUCACCUCUCUCAUCCCGUUGAAGAGCGAGCUGCAGCGCGAGUCCAAGGACUUCAUCAAACCCAAGCUAGUCACAGUCAUCCGCAGCGGCGUCAAACCCCGCAAGGCAGUUCGGAUUCUGCUCAAUAAGAAGACAGCCCACUCCUUUGAGCAGGUGCUCACCGAUAUCACGGAUGCAAUCAAGUUGGACUCUGGAGCUGUGAGGAGACUGUACACUCUGGAAGGCAAGCAGAUCAUCUGCCUACAGGACUUCUUUGGGGAUGAUGAUGUGUUUAUAGCGUGCGGCCCAGAGAAGUACCGUUAUGCCCAGGAUGACUUUGUGUUGGAUCACAGUGGUAAGGCUUCCACAGCCUUUAUGACUGAAUGCAGAGUACUGAAGUCAUCAUACAGCCGCUCUGCCACUCCGAAUCGGACUAAGAGCCCUGGGCCUUCACGACGCAGCAAGUCCCCUGGUGCAGCAAGGCGUCCAGUCCACUACUCCACCAGUCAGUCUCCAAUCAAAUCCCCAGUAAAUGGUGUCAGCCAGAUCUCAACCCCAAAGUCAACCAAGUCGUCCACUCCUUCUCCCACCAGCCCCAGACCCAUCUCUAAUUUUAAGAUCCCUCCGUCACACCACAUCUCUUCCUCAAAUGUCAAUGGCUCGUUGAGCAACCACCAGGAACAAACCAAUCGACUGAGUCCAGAGGUGAACGGCAACCGCUACCUUCCUGCAUCAAACAUCUUGGAAAAAUACAAAAUUGGCAAGGUCAUCGGAGAUGGCAACUUCGCUGUGGUCAAGGAGUGUAUUGAGAGGUCCACAGGAAAAGAGUUUGCACUGAAGAUCAUCGACAAGGCCAAGUGUAGCGGAAAGGAACACCUCAUAGAGAAUGAAGUCGCAGUGCUGCGGAAGGUGAAACACCCCAACAUCAUCAUGCUGAUUGAGGAAGUGGACACUCCCUCUGAACUCUAUCUAGUUAUGGAGCUUGUCAAGGGCGGGGAUUUAUUCGAUUCCAUCACCUCCUCAGCUAAGUACACAGAGAGAGACGCCAGCAUCAUGGUGUACAAUCUCGCUGGAGCUCUGAAGUACCUACACAGCAUGAACAUUGUCCACAGAGACAUUAAACCAGAAAACCUGCUGGUGUUUGAGUAUCCAGAUGGCACCAAGUCAUUAAAGCUAGGUGACUUUGGCCUGGCUACAGUGGUGGAGGGACCCUUGUAUACUGUGUGUGGAACUCCCACAUAUGUGGCACCAGAAAUCAUCUCUGAGUCUGGUUACGGUCUGAAGGUGGAUAUCUGGGCUGCAGGUGUCAUCACCUACAUCCUUCUGUGUGGCUUUCCUCCAUUUAGAAGUGAGAGUAACCUGCAAGAGGACCUGUUUGACCAGAUCCUUUUGGGGCGGCUGGACUUUCCCAGUCCUUACUGGGACAACAUCACUGACUCAGCCAAGGAGCUGAUUGGAAAGAUGCUGCAGGUCAACGCUGAGGCUCGAUACACAGCACAAGAUGUCCUCUCCCACCCUUGGGUCACGGACGACGCAGUCAUGGAGAACAACAUGAUGGUGGAGGUGACAGGUAAACUGAAGACGCACUUUAACACUGCGCCAAAGCACAACAACACCUCAGCUGCAGUGUCUGUCAUCACGAACACAGCUCUAGAUAAGGAGACCCUCCAGCUCACCACCUGUCGUCGUCCAGGGUCCCAGACGGUGCCAUGUCCACAACCGUCUGCUGGCAAGAAAGUCCCAUCUGUCCUUCAAGUCAAACCAGCCUCGCCUUCAGAAUCAGGGCCAGCUUCUCCAACCAAACAGUCAUUGCCAACCAAACUGGCAUCACACACCAAAGUACCAAAACCCGCCGAGACUGCUCCUCUCGUGGCACCGGAGACCUUGGGGACUUCAGUGCCUGAUGCGACUACAAAUCCUCCCUGCUCUCAUUCCCCUUCUGACAGCGUUCUUUUCCUUCCCUCUGCUCCUGUAAGUUCACUUAAUUUCUCCCCUUCACCCUCUACUGAUAAUUUCCCUGCCACCUCUUUGCCUGUUUUCUCUCCUCCUGAGAUAAGAACAUCACCUACAUCACCCUCAGCUGUUCCCUGCUCAUAUCCACAAACUCUCUCACCCUCCGGUCCUCCUGCUCUUUCCGCUUGUACGACUCCUUCUACGCCUCUCUCCUGUCCUUCCCCUUCAUCUCCUACUAAACCAGCCCAAAUCUCCUUUUCUCCCCCCAAACCUGCUCCUCUUUCUCCCUCCUCUCCCACCAAACUUGCCUCCUCCUCUUCUCCAACCAAAGAAACAACAUCCCAGUCUUCCUCACCCACAAAACAAGCUUCUCCAUCCCCCGUCUCCCCCAUCAAACCUGUUUUAUUCUUCCCUUGUUCCUCCCCAAACAAACAAGCACCUUCCCCCCCAUCUCCCAAUCCAACCCUGUUCCCCUCUCCUCCUUCUACACCUCCUAGAUCCACAACCCCACCCUCUCCCAGUUCUCCACCUGCUGACGCCAUAAUUACCGAAGAGCUUAUUGAGAAGAAUUAAAUGGCUGGUCUUUUCUGUAGCCAAUUUCACCCCCAAUCCUCCUCUUUUCAUGUAUGUAUCAGAAAAAUUAAAGGCUAAAACACCACCUUGAGCAUUUCCAGUAGCUGUAAACUGAGCCAGUGACUGCUGUGUCCGCAUUUUUUUCUCUCUCUUCUCUUCUUAUCCCACUCAUUUUAAGAGGCAGAGGAUACGAGGCAUUUUCUAAGAGUUGGUCGAUUGUAUAUAUGUCUGUAUUUAUUAAUGGAGGAUGUGGAGAAAGGGAAUGAAUUGAAUAUCACUGUU